AUGUCACGUCACGUUGAACUCACCGCAAAUGAAAAACAUUUCCUCCACACUGCUCUUAAAUCGCAGUUACGACUCAAUGGUCGUUCGCUAAUGCAACUUCGUGACAUCUCCAUAUACUUAUCUCCAACAGAGUACGGUUAUGUUGAAGUGUCGUUUGGCUCUACAAAACUAUCGGUGCGAAUCUCUGCUUCAAUCACAAAGCCUUAUGAAGAUAGACCAUUUGAAGGUAUCUUUGUUAUCAAUAGUGAAAUUUCUCCCAUGGCAUCACUAAAGUUUGAUACCACACGUUCGCAGCAACAAGACGAGGUUUUAAUUUCACGAAUAAUUGAAAAGUCCAUCCGUCGUUCUAAUGCAUUGGACUUGGAGAAUUUGUGUAUCAUUGCAGGAGAACAGUGUUGGGAGAUUACGGCAGAUUUGAACUUUUGGAACUACGAUGGUGGAAUGAUUGAUAUUGGAUGUUUUGCUACAAUGUUGGCAUUGAGCCAUUUUAAAAAACCCGAUGUUUCAAUUACCCACGGUGGUUUUGGUGGUAGUGGCAAUGGUGGUGUCAAUGGGGUUAUAAUACAUGAUGUAAAUGAGCGACAGCCUGUGGGGUUGAGCAUAUUGCAUAUUCCAAUUUGUCUCACAUAUUCAUUUUUCAACCUUGGUUCAAAAGAGAUGAAUAUCAAAGGCGACGAUGAUAUUGAUAAUGACAAUGAUGGUGAUUUAUACGGGGAAGGACAAGUACAAGGAGAAAAAGAGCAAGGUGAAGUACGGGAGGUUUGUAUUCUUGAUGCUGAUGCGAUGGAGGAGCAAUUGCGAGAUGGUUCCAUAACAAUAACAAUGAAUAAGAAUAGAGAAAUCAUUCAGUUGAGCAAGAAUGGCGGUGUUCCUAUUGACGCCCAGAAAUUAGUUGAAAUAUGUCAUGACUCAAUGCAACACAUUGAUAAACUCACGGAUUUGAUUACAAAAAAGAUUAAGGAGUCUGAGGAGAAAAGAUAUAACAAGGAGAAUUUCAAAUUGUUGGAGUCAAGUGCCAAUCGGUAG
Messenger RNA from Lodderomyces elongisporus, 1026 nucleotides. RefSeq names its product exosome non-catalytic core subunit (gene RRP45). Gene Ontology annotation, molecular function: mRNA 3'-UTR AU-rich region binding. Gene Ontology annotation, biological process: U4 snRNA 3'-end processing; exonucleolytic trimming to generate mature 3'-end of 5.8S rRNA from tricistronic rRNA transcript (SSU-rRNA, 5.8S rRNA, LSU-rRNA); TRAMP-dependent tRNA surveillance pathway. The transcript has a single exon. NCBI's taxonomy places the organism in Eukaryota, Fungi, Ascomycota, Pichiomycetes, Serinales, Debaryomycetaceae. The record is from RefSeq and is a predicted model, not a curated record. Gene Ontology annotation, cellular component: nuclear exosome (RNase complex); cytoplasmic exosome (RNase complex). The coding region runs from base 1 to 1026 and encodes 341 amino acids.